Molecule: messenger RNA, 917 nt
Organism: Mucor mucedo
Lineage: Eukaryota; Fungi; Mucoromycota; Mucoromycetes; Mucorales; Mucoraceae
Product: NAC domain-containing protein
Exons: 2
Coding region: 352-834 (160 amino acids)
Cellular component (GO): nascent polypeptide-associated complex; cytosol
Source: RefSeq, a predicted model, not a curated record
CCUCUUUUUUUUUUGGAAUAGGUGCGUACCCCUACUAUUUUUUUUAUUUACAAUCUCUUGUUUUCUCUUUCUCUUCUUUUUUUGUGGGAUACGGUACAUUUUCUUAUCAGCUUCGAACAUGACUCUACUCGACAUUACAUUUUUAAAAAAAAAACAUCUCUGAAAAAAAAAGGACGGGUGGCUUGUACAGUCUGACUUUUUUUUUUUUUUUUUUUUUUUAAAUGUAAAAAAUAAGGAACCCCUCCCCCCUUUGAAUAUAAAAGAGAAAGAGAAAGAAACAAAAGAAAUGUGGUUUUCGCGUGACAGCUUCAACUAAUGCUUGUUUUUAUGUUGUAAUAGCUAUAUUAAAAAAUGAACGCUGAUAAACUCGCCAAGCUCCAAUCUCAAGUCCGUAUCGGUGGUAAGGGUACUCCCCGUCGUAAGGUCAAGAAGGCCGUUAACAAGGCUGGUUCCGGUGAUGACCGUAAGCUCUCUGCUGCCCUUACCAAGUUGAACGUUCAACCCAUUGCUGGUGUUGAUGAAGUCAACAUGUUCAAGGAUGACGGUAAGGUUAUCCACUUCAACAACCCCCGUGUCUCUGCUGCCGCCAAUGCCAACACCUUUGCCAUUCACGGUCGUUCCACUGAGAAGGAAUUAGCUGAGCUCAUUCCCGGAAUCUUGAACCAAUUGGGUCCUGACUCCAUGGCUGCUCUUAAGAAGCUCGCCGAGUCUUUCCAACAAGCUCAAGGUGAAGGUGCCGCUGCUGCCGGUGCUGACGAUGAUGAGAUCCCCGACUUGGUUGAGUCUUUCGAUAAGGCUGAGAUUGAGGAGAAGAAGGAAGAGGCUUCCGCCUAAGUUCCUCCAAUUUUUCAACUUGUAUAAAUUCUCUUUUUUUUUUGUCCAAAAAAAUAAAUACAUUUUCUAUACACACGCACACU